Messenger RNA from Malus domestica (apple), 1562 nucleotides. Its product is annotated as membrane-associated protein VIPP1, chloroplastic-like. Gene Ontology annotation, biological process: thylakoid membrane organization. Lineage: Eukaryota; Viridiplantae; Streptophyta; Magnoliopsida; Rosales; Rosaceae. Gene Ontology annotation, cellular component: chloroplast. The record is from RefSeq and is a predicted model, not a curated record.
AGGCCGAAAAGAAUUGAGAAAAUAAAAGUGGUGAUUGAGAAAAAGGGAGAAGUGAUCAUCAUCUUGUUGAAUCCUAUCUAUAAAAUUUUGCAGCAUUUCAACUGACUUCUCCCUCAGAAUGGCCACAAAAUCGCAGAUAUUUACAGGAUUGACCAUGGCGUCGACGCCUGCCUCUUCGUUCCAAGCUUCUUCUUCAAGCUCCAACAGUCUCUCCAUGGUCAGAAAACCUCUCACGACUUCCUUCUUCAAUGGCGGAGUGGGGGCUCUAAAAGUUGAAGUGAUUAGGGUUGCUCCUUCCAGUCGACCACAUUAUUCUAGACAACGUGGGGGGGCUCUUGGUGCUCGUAUGAACCUAUUUGACCGGUUUGCUAGAGUUAUCAAGUCAUAUGCAAAUGCAUUAGUAAGUACCUUUGAAGAUCCUGAGAAAAUCUUAGAGCAAGCAGUUCUUGAAAUGAAUGAUGAUUUGACAAAGAUGCGUCAGGCCACAGCACAAGUGUUGGCAUCUCAAAAGCGGAUGGAGAAUAAGUACAAAGCUGCUGCACAAGCUUCUGAGGACUGGUACCGCAAAGCACAAUUAGCUCUUCAAAAAGGAGAGGAGGAUCUUGCACGUGAAGCUUUGAAGAGGCGUAAAUCUUUUGCUGAUAAUGCUAAUACUUUGAAAUCUCAACUUGAUCAACAAAAAGCUGUUGUUGAUAAUCUUGUGUCUAAUACACGGCUUUUAGAGAGCAAGAUACAGGAGGCAAGGUCGAAAAAAGAUACCCUCAAAGCACGUGCUCAGUCUGCAAAGACUGCAACUAAAGUGAGUGAGAUGGUGGGGAAUGUCAAUACAAGUAGUGCUCUUUCAGCUUUUGAUAAGAUGGAAGAGAAAGUCUUAGCAAUGGAAUCCCAAGCAGAAGCUCUUGGUCAGUUAACUACAGAUGAUCUGGAAGGAAAGUUUGCGUUGCUAGAGGGCUCUUCAGUUGACGAUGAUCUUGCAAACUUGAAGAAAGAAUUAUCUGGUAGUUCAAAGGUGUCUAAUUUUCUUGUAAUUCCAUCAUGCUCAAUUGGGUUGACCAAAGAAGCAUUAAGAGGAAUCGUGCGUUCUAUUUAUCUGGGUUGCUAUGGUUCUUCUUUCCUAUAUUGUGUUGUUUGGCACCAAAAUGGAGAAUAAAUAAUCGAAAGGAGAACUCCCGCCCGGAAGAACAGCCGCUCCCAGUAACAAGGCAUAUCCAUUUCGAGAUUCUGAAAUUGAGAUGGAGCUUAAUGAGUUGAGAAGAAAAGCCAAGGACUUCUAAGAUUUUCUCUGCAGGUACCAAUAUUGGAAUUCUUUAAACGCAAAUAUGAAGUUGGUUUUACUUUGAGAACUGGUUAGCAUUUAUAUAGGCAGAAAUGACGAAAGAUUAACGCUGUAUAGCUAGAGAUCGAACCCAAAUCAGAGUGCUUCAUUGUCAUAGUAUUUUCAUGCUCUUCUUGUAAUUCAACUCUGCUGCAGCAAAGCCAGUUUUCUGGAUAAUGCAGGUGGAACAACCUGUUAAUGUACAGGUUAUGGAUUAAAUGCGUGUCUUUUGUGUUUGCUUGGCUCA